UGAAACUCUUUCUAACACACACUUCUUAUCGGUUGUUUGUUGUCAGUCAUUGCGUAUUUAUUCAUUCUUAUCUCUUUUAUUGUGUGUUAUUUGCAUCAACAGCUAGUAAUUUAGAUUCAUUCAACGUUCCUGCUUUUGAAAACAAAUUUUGUUUUGUUGACUUACAAAGAGGGGACAAUGGAAAAUUUUACUAAAAAUGGAAAGAAAAUUUUGGGCGCUGCUCUCAACUAUCAAAACCCAAAUGGUUCGAAGCCUGCAGACCCAGUUCUGUUCCUAAAACCAUCAACAAGUUACAUUACCGAAGGCGACGAUAUUGUCAUUCCCAGUGUAUUAACAAACGUUUUCCAUGAAGUUGAAUUAGGUGUUGUAAUCAGUGACCACUGCAGAAAUGUUUCGGUAUCUGAUGCACAGAAAUACAUUGGUGGUUAUUGUCUCGGACUAGAUUUAUCUGCAAUGUGUGAGCUUACGUCAGCCAGAGCAAACGGCUUUCCAUGGAGUAUGGGUAAGGGCUUCGACACAUCCAAUCCAGUCUCACGGUUCAUUCAUCUAAACGAAGUAAACGACUUGCACAAUCUCGACAUGUAUCUGAAUGUGAAUGGUGUUCGGAAGCAAUGUGGAAAUACAAAAGAUUUGAUUUACAAUUCGUUUGAGCUGAUUUCGUAUGCAUCCAAGUACAUGACUUUGGAGCCGUACGAUUUAAUUAUGACAGGGACACCGAAAGGAGCAGCACAAAUUGUAGCUGGCGAUAUAAUCGAAGCAGGACUAUGUGAAAAUGCAUUAACUCCAUUGACAUGAAUUCUUCCAACCAGCGACAGUCUUUUUAAAUGUUUAAGUUCUCAUAAACAGCUCAAUCUGUUGGCUGAAUUAUUUAUUUACGUUUCGAAAAGAGACAGACACGCGUAUAACUGUAUAUAUAAGAGCACUCUCCUCAGUGCAUCACAAAGAAAUGAAAAUAACUCAACGCUUUUAAUUCAUGUCAACUACAACUAUAAAUACUUAAUAACAUACAAUUGUACUUAAUCCGUUUGAAUAAUAAAAAUCCACU
Bradysia coprophila is the source of this 1045-nucleotide messenger RNA. RefSeq names its product oxaloacetate tautomerase FAHD1, mitochondrial. NCBI's taxonomy places the organism in Eukaryota, Metazoa, Arthropoda, Insecta, Diptera, Sciaridae. The record is from RefSeq and is a predicted model, not a curated record. Gene Ontology annotation, cellular component: mitochondrion. Gene Ontology annotation, molecular function: acetylpyruvate hydrolase activity.